AUGGUCUAUAAGAUGAAGUUUUGUGAAACUUGUCUGAUAUUUAGACCUUAGCGCACAGCUCAUUGCAAUAUUUGUGAUAAUUGUGUCUUGAAAUUCGACCAUCAUUGCAUGUGGAUAGGAACUUGCGUUGGAAAGAGAAAUUAUAAAUAUUUUAUGCAUUUCCUCACCCUACUUAAAAUAUAUGGGCUGUAUGUGUUAAUAUUUUGUUCCAUUUCGAUUGUUUACAAAGCUCAAUAAGCUAAGGAUGCUGAGAAAGUUUUCUAGCAAAGGUGGUAUGCAGUAAUAAUUGCUUUCAUUGGUUGGCUCUGCUUUUAUCACUUCUGUAUUAUCUUGAAAGAUUAAACUACUAAUCAGAAUAUUAAGAAAGUAGAUAAUGAUCUAAAAUUUAAGCCUUAUCAGAAUAAUAAGGGGAAGUGUGCUCUUUUAUUUAGUUCUUAUUUUGGAAAAAUUCCUGCCUCAUUAGUUCCUAAUUCCUUGAUAAAUUCAAGUAAACUCUACAUAUCUUCUCACUCAACAGAUGAUUAUUUAAAAGAAAUUGAAAGCUAUCGCAAAUAUUUAAGGCAAAUUGAAAAGGGCAAAAAGCAAUUAUAGAAAAGUAAUAAAACUAAUGGAAAUUAUGAUUCCGUUCUAACCAAUAGUCAGGGCUAAUUAUUAGCUGAAAAUUCAGUAAUAGUAGGACCCGCUCGUAUUAUAAAUUACUAACCAAUAAAUUUAGAAGUAAAAAAUGAAGAAUAGAAGAAUUAAGAUAAGCUUAGCAACAAUGAGGAGGAAAGCUAAUUAAGUGAUACAGAUUAGGAAUUUGAUAUGGAUAGUAAAAAUUAAAAUAGAGAAGUAACCAUAGACAAAUUAAAUACUGAUUAUGAUGAUGGAGAGCUUUGCCAUACGCAAAUAAACUUUAUACCGAAAUAUGACAUUGACCAUUUCAAUAAAUUUAAAAAAGAAGAUUUACAUGGAAAUGAAAUUGAUUAGAGUAAAAAUAUAAAUUCAAGCAAAGAUUUACUUUAAAAUAGAUCAUAACUUUAAUAACUUAGCACUCUCAUUGAAAAAGAUUCCAUUCAUUAAUGA
This is a messenger RNA of Stylonychia lemnae, 1065 nucleotides long. NCBI's taxonomy places the organism in Eukaryota, Ciliophora, Spirotrichea, Sporadotrichida, Oxytrichidae. The record is from the annotation of a GenBank genome assembly.